CAACCCGGGCUUCGGUCGGUUCGCAACGCACAGACGACUUUUCGACUACUUCCAAACGUUACAAGAGACUCUACUUUAUAUCAAACGGCGACUUUAUUACUUCCGCCGGCGCCCGGGUUCCUGAUUCUCCGUUAGAGGGGCGUGGCCACCAACUUAGACGUAAGACGUGUUUAUGUCAAGCAGGCGGGGAGCCCGCAUACCGUGUCAGAUCCCCCAGUACGUGGAUAAUAAACGCUUGCAAAUCUGAACAUUUCCAGAAAGGUGUCUGAGCAAACUGCAGUGCCACCCUUGCCCGGGUGCCAUGUUCUUGUGUUCCACAUGAGCUCUACUAUGUGGUACAUCAUGCAAAGCAUUCAAAGUAAAUACUCCUUGUCUGAGCGUCUAAUCCGCACCAUAGCAGCUAUCCGCUCAUUCCCACAUGACAAUGUGGAGGAUCUCAUUCGCAAGGGGGCUGAUGUAAACAGGAUGCAUGGCACACUGAAGCCCUUGCACUGUGCCUGUAUGGUGGCUGAUGCUGAUUGUGUGGAACUACUGUUGGAGAAGGGAGCAGAGGUUAAUGCCUUGGAUGGGUACAACCGCACCGCACUGCAUUAUGCAGCAGAGAAGGAUGAGGGCUGUGUGGAGCUACUAUUGGAGUAUGGGGCCCAGCCCAAUGCUCUGGAUGGCAACAAGGACACCCCACUGCACUGGGCUGCCUUUAAGGAUAACCCAGAGUGUGUGAGGGCCCUGCUGGAGAGCGGUGCCUGUCCCAAUGCCCGCGACUACAACAAUGACACGCCACUGAGCUGGGCCGCAAUGAAGGGCAACCUAGAGAGUGUCAAGGUGCUGUUAGAGUAUGGGGCCCAGGUGCAUGUGACCAACCUGAAGGGCCAGACACCUAUCUCAAGGCUGGUGGCGCUGUUGGCUCGGGGCCUGGGCACUGAGCAGGAGGAGGAAUGCCUUGAGCUGCUGUGCCGGGCGGCUGGGCAUUUUGAAAUCCGGCGGGCUGAUGGCAGCCUGCCUAGGGAACUGAGUAAAGAUCCCCAACUACUGGCCAAGCUGACCAGUAUGGUGUCUCAGGCCCCAACACUCCGCGCUUUGGCACGCUGUGCUGUCCGGCAGAGCCUCGGUGUGCAGUUCCUCCCUGCUGCUGUCAAAGAACUCCCUUUACCAGAAUCUAUCAAAGACUAUCUACUGCUGAGAGACUGAGGGCAUGAGACCUCAUAGUUAUCACUGGCUGAUAUUAGACAAUUCAAAACACUGCAUUUAUGGUCAGGAAAGUCUCUCUCAGUGGAGUUAGACAAUAUUGUUCUGACAAUGUCUGAUGAUACAGUCUGUCCAGUGCCUCUGACAGAAGGUGCAGUUCAUAACUUGAUGCUUAUGAAUGGAUGUUAUAUGGUGUGUGGGCUAUUUUGUGUAUAUUAUAGUACGAGUGAUAAUCUUUUUUUUUAAUGAUGUCCUGCAGAAUCCACAAAGCAGAACAGAAAAUUUUGUGUCCAAUGGGAACAAUUUUGUUUGUUUCUGAGAUAAAAAAGAAGAAAAAACAGUAAAUUUUGGUUUCAGCCAGAUAUUGUAGAUAACACUUUACACUUGUUUCAUUUUGCUAUCUCAAAAUGUACAAUACUGAUCAAAUAAAACUUAAAUGCACAUUUUAUGCACAGCCUUAGUUUGAUGCUUUUAUGCCUGGUGUCAUAUGUGAAGGUGUGUUGAUUUUAGCAUUUGAUUGCACUUUCAUUUAAUAAACAGGAAUGUUAAAUUUUACAUUUUACACUGUGCAGUUCACCUCGCGAUCUCAAGAAUAUUUGUGGUAAUUAAGGGUUCACACUUGGCAAUGUGUAAAAGUGAGAUUAUUUUGGGUUUAAGGUUUAAACUGUGGCAUGUCUGUGGCAUGGUCACUUUUUUGUCUUUAAAAAUAAAAGAAGGAUUUAGAAACAUUUAGCAACUUAAAUGUAUUAGGCCAUUUGACUAUCAUCUGUGCUUGAUUUCGUUGCUUUGCAGAUGUGUGAUUAUAAGCUACUCAGACUGUACCAGUGACACCAGUGCUUUUCUGUUCUUAAUGAAAGUAAAUGCCUUUAUAUUACAACUUUUCUCUCUUUUCUCUUUCAUAAAAAUGGUUACUAGCACUGAGUCAUUUAAGUAAACAACUCACAAUAAAGCAACAUAUCAUUAAGCACCCACUCUGCAGCUGUAGUGGGGCCCUUCUGCUGAGACACUGAGGAUUGACUUUAGGCGUUGUUUACUUGUUAAUUUGUAGACUAGACAUAAAAUUAUUGCCCCUGAAGUUAAUUGUCUGACCUUUUUGAGGUCAGAAGUGACA
Messenger RNA from Lampris incognitus (smalleye Pacific opah), 2296 nucleotides. RefSeq names its product ankyrin repeat and SOCS box containing 8 (gene asb8). Lineage: Eukaryota; Metazoa; Chordata; Actinopteri; Lampriformes; Lampridae. Gene Ontology annotation, biological process: intracellular signal transduction. Gene Ontology annotation, molecular function: protein binding. The coding region runs from base 319 to 1188 and encodes 289 amino acids. The record is from RefSeq and is a predicted model, not a curated record. The transcript has 4 exons.